AUGGCAGAAUUGCCCAUGAUCAACUUGUAUGUCAAGUGGCCACCUAUGCCCCACACCCCAAAGUAUGAGAUCCACAUUCUCAAGCGAUUUCCAAGUGUAGGAGCUGCUCGGUCUGGGAACCUCACAUUUAUGGUAGGAGGAGUUGAAGAUGAAUUUGCUGCUGCCCAAGAGUUGCUGGGGUGCAUGGGCUCUAAUGUGGUGUAUUGUGGAGCUGUUGGGACUGGGCAGGCUGCAAAGAUCUGCAACAACAUGCUGUUAGCUAUUAGUAUGAUUGGAACCGCUGAAGCUAUGAAUCUUGGAAUCAGGUUAGGGCUUGACCCAAAACUAUUGGCUAAAAUCCUAAAUAUGAGUUCAGGACGGUGCUGGUCAAGUGACACUUAUAAUCCUGUACCUGGAGUGAUGGAUGGAGUUCCCUCGGCUAAUAAUUAUCAGGGUGGAUUUGGAACAACCCUUAUGGCUAAGGAUCUGGGCCUGGCACAAGACUCUGCUACCAGCACAAAGAGCCCAGUCCUUCUUGGCAGCCUGGCGCAUCAGAUCUACAGGAUGAUGUGUGCAAAGGGCUACUCAAAGAAAGACUUCUCAUCCGUGUUCCAGUUUCUACGAGAGGAGGAGACAUUCUGAGCGUGCCCUUUGGCCAUGGAUACUGUUGGAAACCAAACUCUGUCUUGGAGUCUCUUUCUAGUUCACUCCACAAGUAAAUGGGUUUAAUCAAAGUUCACCUGUCUGCUUUUGAUUGUCUAGGUCACAGUAAUCCCUAGGAUUUUUUUCACCCAUUUUUUUAACCACUUAUUUUUUUGUCUUUUUAGCAAACAUGUUAUCUGGACAACUUUUUCAUGCAAACCACUGAUGGUCUCUGUGCUAACUAGGUGAAUUGACCUGUUUGAAACAUUUGAUCCCUGGGCAUCUUCAACUAAGUUGUUGAAUACUUCAAUCAGGAUAUUAUUUACUCUACUUACAAAUAAAACCAAAUAUUUUGUCAAUGGAAUGAAACCCAUCUUAAAGGAAGGAAAAGACAUUGGUGUGAAGAGAGGUGCUAGAGAAGGGAAGUCUAGUGAAUUACUACCUGUAGCCCUCAGUAAGUGUAUCCCGUUAACCAAAUGGUGGCUGCAUUGCUGAGGUUACUGGUUUAUUUUCCAAAAAGUUUGUAAAGUGGGAGAACCUGUUGCUGCAUGUUUUCUAAUCUGGACUCAGUUACAGUAUGUUCAUAUAUCCCUCUACAACUCCCACUACUCAGCAGACUUGUUUUUAUAUAUUUUACUUCCUUGUACAUUCUUAUUACAUAUUUUUUGACUUCAAAAAAUUGACAUCUUUAGACCUGUUUCAGAGCCAAUUAUGAUACUUGCUUUAGAUAAUUAUUACAUUAUUCUAAAUAUAGCUAUAUUAUUUUGAAUUCAAAUAAAUUUCUAUGCUCAUAAUA
Carlito syrichta (Philippine tarsier) is the source of this 1417-nucleotide messenger RNA. RefSeq names its product 3-hydroxyisobutyrate dehydrogenase (gene HIBADH). Gene Ontology annotation, cellular component: mitochondrion. Lineage: Eukaryota; Metazoa; Chordata; Mammalia; Primates; Tarsiidae. The record is from RefSeq and is a predicted model, not a curated record. The transcript has 5 exons. Gene Ontology annotation, biological process: L-valine catabolic process. Gene Ontology annotation, molecular function: NAD binding; 3-hydroxyisobutyrate dehydrogenase activity; NADP binding. The coding region runs from base 1 to 621 and encodes 206 amino acids.